This is a messenger RNA of Closterium sp. NIES-67, 2070 nucleotides long. NCBI's taxonomy places the organism in Eukaryota, Viridiplantae, Streptophyta, Zygnematophyceae, Desmidiales, Closteriaceae. The record is from the annotation of a GenBank genome assembly.
ACUGUUCUGCUGGUCCCCUUUUCCUUACCGCAGCUUGUCAGCUUCACCCUAGCCGCCGUUUCCGCUAUGUUUAAUCAAGCAUGAAGCUCGAGCGCUGCCGUUUCCCGGACCGACUCUGUCCAAUCGCGGAUCCACCAAUGAUUUAGUGCCGUUCUUUCUUAAUCGCUUCUGGUGAUCGGCGUUUGUGCGAGAACCUCUGCUCGCCGCGUCAACCCCUCGCCAGCUUCCGUCGAUCGCGCUUUUCACACCGCCUCCCCUUCUGCGUCUCGCUAAACGCCGCUGGUUUCAAUACGGAUCUGGACUUUCCGGGCCGUGCGAGACCGCCGCGCAUCUCGUCUCCUCUAUCACUACCAACGCGGCCCAACAUUGCGUCAACCCCUCAAGACGCAUCGUGAUAAUUUUCCACGCUCGUCGAUCUUGCAAGGCGUAUCAUUUGUUUUUUUUUUGGCCCUGGACGCGAUCUGCGGUGCUGUCCAGUCUACCAUCCAUCGUCAGCCUCUUCUUCUCGUCCAUCGUCUGGUCAACCUUCUUUCGUUGGAGGGCAACAAGUCGCCUCUAUCCUUCCGCCAUCGUCGAUUUCGAGGUCGUUCCGCAAGAUCCGACGCACCUCCUGCAGCACCCUCCGAUCCGCGGUUGUCUCGGACUCUGCUGCCGCUGGAUUCCGAUUCGCGGCUUAUUGGAUCGGCCAGUCUCCCCCCGCUCAUCGCGUUGCCUGCGACGCGUCCCUGCCUAGCUCGUCCCCGCUGGGCUCGUCUCCGCUGGGCUCGUCUCCUCUGGGCUCGUCCCCGCUGGGCGCGUGCCUGCCUGGUUGGAGUUUACCUUCACCCGUACGCCGUCUUUCCGGGCGCUUCAAAGGUCUCACCUCCGCUUCGUAUCUGCUUGUCGCAACGGAAGGCGGUUUCGCUCAAGGGUUUCGGACAGUGUGAAGACCAAGGAUCGGUUGCGUGUCGUUCGAGUGAGCAGCGAUCUUCGCUCCUCCAUCAUCUCCUCUCAUCGCCACUCUUAUUGACAGGCUCUAGUACCUCGCUUCGUCUCGCAUCGUCUCGCAUCGUCUCGCCUCGCUUCGCCUCGCCUCGCCUCCUCUCUCCUCAUCCCUUCUUGCCUCGCCUCACCACCAGCUGUCGCGCCGAUUCGAUCGAGUGCACCUCGCCGGUCGCGUGCAUCAUCCCUCCCUCCCGAUCCUAACCGUCAUCCUCUGCUCUCCCGCGGCUUCCUGCCGUGAGCGUCCUUCAUCCCGGCUUCCCCCCUGCUCCUCCAUCUUCGGCUCCUCGUCCCUAGCCACGCCCUCUCCGCACUCGCCGCCCUCCUCACUCGCCCACUCUCCCCACUCGCCGCUCUCCCCACUCGCCGCUCUCCCUUCUCGCCGCUCUCCCCUCUCGCCGCUCUCCCCUCUCGCCGCUCGCCCAUCGACUCCGCCUGGACGUCCUAUUUUCAUCUCUCCUGUCUACUCAUCACCACAUCCGCCAGUGGUCUAUAGCAGCGGCAUAGUCGGUUCGGAGUGCGUCUCAAGGAGGUCGCCAGCUUAUCACGCUGACUCGGCGAUUUCUUUCUGGCCAUCGUGCCUCUUCACGGGCUCCUUCGCCUCUCAUUCUCAUUCGCCUCCUUCGCCUAUCACUCGCCUCCUUUGCCUCGCGCGUCUCCCACCCACAUAUGCUGUCCGCGCGACUCUUGACUGGAACGUCGUCGGAGUCCAUUUGAAUCUUCAACGCGCUAUUGAACGCGCUAUUAGGAGUCAGGAGUCAGAAGGGAAGUGGUUACGCGUACGCGCUGUCAGGAGUCAGACGGCCUGCAUUCAACAGCCACGGCAGUCCGCCUCCGCGUUGUGCGCAAGUAACAGCAGGGCUUCGAGAUACCCGCUAGUCCCCUUCCGUCUUUUCGUCACCCGUUCCUUGGCCAGUCAACGCGAGGCCGCUAUCUAGGAGUGGCAGUGGAGCCUGCUUCUCGUCGCUCUUUCAGGCGCCGUGAAAAGCUUUUCUCCGCUCGGCACGCGCGCCUGGGUGGACAGAGGACGCGGCGUUUGGGGGCGGAUCUGUUUUUGAGGCGCCUCAGAAAUAUACUAUCUAGGAGUGG